Molecule: messenger RNA, 981 nt
Organism: Mycosarcoma maydis (corn smut)
Lineage: Eukaryota; Fungi; Basidiomycota; Ustilaginomycetes; Ustilaginales
Exons: 1
Coding region: 1-981 (326 amino acids)
Source: RefSeq, a predicted model, not a curated record
AUGCCACACAAGAGGGCGAAGCACUCAGAUCGAGUGGCUAAGCGCUUCUCGCUCGGCCAGGAUCUCGCACCGGGUGCAGAUGACGGCUUCUUUUCCGAGAUGCCCAAGGGAGCCAUGCGCAUCCUGCAAGGCGCCAAGGUUCAAGAAGCGUAUCGCGCCAAGCUUGAAGCAAGGAAGAAGGCUGAACAGGAUGCACUUACAAAAGGCCGCAAAAGCGAAAGCAAAGUCUUGGACGCAUCAGCAGGCGAUUCCAAGGGCGACAAUGCAUCUCAACUCACUAUUCGUCCUGGCGAGAAGCUACGCGACUUCAAUGCUCGUGUAGAACAAGCUAUGGCAGCAGACGUCCAUGCCACGUUUCGUUCGGCCUCGAGAUCGCAGAUCAACGCUCGUAAGCGCGAGCGCAGGAAACUUCGCAAAGCAGGUAUUGAUCCGGAUGCCGAUCCCGAGGAUUUAGAACAUCAAGAGUCGACUCGCAAAGCCAAGGCUGACAAAGCGGCUGCAUUGCAAGCCAGCGAGCCUUCUAGUAUCGAUCUCAAACGUCAACGCCAGGCUUUCCAGCAGACUGGCGAAAUCAAGGACUUUGCCAAAGCUAGUCAAGUCAAGAAGAUCAACGACGUCGCACAAGCUCCUCCCACGCUCACACGCGCCCCUCGUGGCGAGUCGCUGCAGGCCAAGACGAGAAAGGCCCGACUCAUGGCCAAGAUCACUGGCAACGACGAAGAGGAGGCCGAACGCAAAGUCAAGCAAGCCGAAAAGGAUCGACAGAAGGGACGUGUUCCUGAAAAGCUCGCCGCUAAUCACUCGUUUUCGACUGCUGGCAAGAAGCGCAAGGCAGCUGACAGGCCUCAGUCAGCACUGGAGCCCAGCAUGGCACGACAGCGAGUGCUCGAAGAGGAGCGCGACAAGGUCAUCAGAGCCUAUCGCCAGAUCAAAGAGAAGAAGAUCCAAGAGAACCAAUCGAAGCAUCCCAAGAAGGCUUGA